Molecule: messenger RNA, 1425 nt
Organism: Kwoniella botswanensis
Lineage: Eukaryota; Fungi; Basidiomycota; Tremellomycetes; Tremellales; Cryptococcaceae
Exons: 9
Coding region: 1-1425 (474 amino acids)
Cellular component (GO): cytoplasm
Molecular function (GO): oxidoreductase activity
Source: RefSeq, a predicted model, not a curated record
AUGCCUGCUCAGUCAGAUAUAGGAUUACCUCCAGUAGGUAUGGAGAAUAGCAGUCUAUCGAACCUCAAACUCGAUGAUGAAGUUACAGGGCGGCCUUUGGAGGGUGGUAUGAGUCUAUCCCAUUGGCUAGCUACCGUCCGUAACAAUCCCCUCCUCGAUUACCGAAGCAGCGAACAGCUUCCUAGUGAAGCAGAUGUGGUGAUAAUCGGUUCGGGAAUCUCGGGAGCUCUGACUGCUCUGAACCUGCUUGAAUCGGACAAUCCACCUAGAUCUGUGGUAAUGCUUGAAGCCAGAGAAAUGUGUUCUGGAGCGACAGGUAGAAAUGCAGGUCAUUGUAAGCCUGAUAUAUGGAGGGGUUUCUCUGAAUAUGCUGAGCGCUUGGGUAAGAGCCAAGCACUAAAGGUCUUGGCCAACGAAAGAAAGACUCGGGAUGCUUUAGUCGACUUCGUUAGUAAGAAUAACAUAGAUUGUGACGUAUGGAAUGGGAAAACAUUUGACGUUCUGAUGGAUGAGGAAAUGGUCGCGCGAUCAGCAGAUAAUAUGAGAGCUUUCAAAGCCGCUGGAGGGGAUGCUAGUCUAGUGGACAUAUCCCGAGUCAAAGGGGCGAAAGCCGUUUACGCAUGGAACGCAUCUACCUUACACCCAUGGAAACUAGUUGCAUUUGUCAUCAAGCGAUGCUUGAAGCUAGGCCUCAAUCUUCAAACCAUGACACCUGUUACUUCCGUCUCCGGAUCAAGCAACAAUUGGACUGUACAUACUUCUCGGGGCAAGAUAAGCACACCUACGGUCAUACAUACUACAAAUGCAUAUUCAGCAGCUUUGUUGCCAGAGACCAAGAAAUCGAUUACUCCCAUACCACACAUGUGUAACCUCGUCUACCCGCCCAGUACUCAUUCGGGCUCAAAGGCGUUAAGUAACUCAUGUUCAGUGAUAUACAAAGAAGGUCUAUACUCUGUGAAUCCUCGAUCGACCUCUGAUGGGGCUAUAUUAUUUGGAGGUGUACAGCCGAACCAACAUUAUCUGGAGGAAUAUGUAGAAGCUAAAGAAAGUAGGAAAUACGAUGAUAGCCUGAAGGAUUUCCAACCUAUAACGGACUGUGUCAAAGAACUAGGCAAAAAGGGGUACCUAUGGGACGAACACAAAACACCGAAGACAGGUUUUGGUGUGCGAUAUGAUCGUUCUUGGUCUGGUAUCAUUGGCCUGAGUGCCGACGGGGUACCCUAUGUUGGGGCUGUACCAGGGAAAUCAGGUCAAUGGAUGAGUUGUGGUCAUAACGGACACGGCAUGGCUCGUAUAUUCACAUGCUCGCGAGGUUUGGCACAGCUAGUGCAAGGGUCUGCAUGGAAAGACACUGGUUUACCAGAAUGCUAUCAGGUCACUGAAGACAGAUUGCGAGGAGAGGAAUAUAGACAACAUAACUUAUAG